CCCCAAUCACAAUGCACAUGUGUAGCUAAAGUCUAGUGAUAGAUGUACUACUUCACAUUUAAAUUUUGAAUGUUUGACCAUGUCCUCAUCUCAUCACACCAGCUUGUAGAUCAUCAUCGCUAAUCCAUCUAUAAAUACUCUCGUCAUCAUCUCAUCUCUUCUCAAGCUCAUCAAGUCAACUAAACAACUUUAGCAAAGCAAGCUACUCUUCUUCUUCGUUGGGAUCUUGCAUCGAUUAAGCGAUCAUCAUGUGCGAGAGCGAGAAGAAGAAGGAGUCGUGCAAGGGCGCGCUCUACUGCGUCAACCUCGCCCUCCGCAUCGUGGUGAUGGGGCUCGCCGUCGCCGCGGCGGCGCUCAUGGCGACGGCGAGCCAGUGCACCAUCUUCCUCUACUACGGCGGGCCGCUGCACACCAUCACCUACAAAGACUUCGGCCCCUUCGUGUAUCUGGUGGUGGCGAGCUCGAUAGGCGCGUUCAUGGAGGCGAUCGCCAUCUUCCUGACGGUAUGCAAGAAGAAGGACGACGAGCCGGCGAAGGUGCUGCUGCCGCUGCUGGACGCAGCCGUGCCGGUGCUGCUCUACUCGGCGACGGCGGCGGCCUUCGCCGCCGGCGACAUGUCGUACUGCGCGGUGGGCAAGCGCGUGGGCGUCUGCACCACCGCCGCCGCCGGCAACUUCUGCAACCAGGUCCACAUUGCCAUGUACGUCUCGCUCGCCGCCGGCGUCUCCGUGCUGUUCGCCGAGAUCGUCAAGAACUGGCCGACCGGCGAGAAGAAGAAGGAAUGCGGGGGCGGAUGCGGGUCGGACUCCGACUCCGACAAGUCCCCCUGCCACCAUGGCUGCCAUAGCAAGCAUUAGUCCAGCACUCUAGCUAGGUAUAUAUUUAUUUCUGAUCAAGAAAUUAAUACUACUACGAGAACUUUAGUUGAAUUAAUCGUGCUUGAUUAAUUUGCCAUUUUGUCCAAAAAAAAACACACAAAAAAAAUGCCAUGCAUGCAUGAGUUCUCAAACUCUCUCAGAGUCAAAGGCCAGCAAUAUGUUGUACUUCUUGUAAUUAUUACUUUGUGGCUGUUUUCUUGUUUAAUCUUUUGCAUAAUUACCAUGGAUCAUGGAUGCAAAAUUAAUCAAUUGCAAUGAAAUUUUCCAUUAGACCAGUGUC
Messenger RNA from Oryza brachyantha (malo sina), 1158 nucleotides. Its product is annotated as CASP-like protein 1U3. The coding region runs from base 249 to 857 and encodes 202 amino acids. The transcript is spliced from 2 exons. Lineage: Eukaryota; Viridiplantae; Streptophyta; Magnoliopsida; Poales; Poaceae. The record is from RefSeq and is a predicted model, not a curated record.